Molecule: messenger RNA, 3689 nt
Organism: Engraulis encrasicolus (European anchovy)
Lineage: Eukaryota; Metazoa; Chordata; Actinopteri; Clupeiformes; Engraulidae
Product: interleukin-17 receptor D
Exons: 12
Coding region: 1371-3197 (608 amino acids)
Molecular function (GO): interleukin-17 receptor activity
Source: RefSeq, a predicted model, not a curated record
UUCUCUCUCUGGCCCAUUCUGCGAAAUGGGUUGCUUUUCCAUGUCAAAAUUCGUCCAAAUUCAAAUUCUCAUUUUUGCCUUUUAAAACGCUGGAUGUGAUAUCACACACCAAUUUACCUAUCAAUUUACCUUUUUUUUUUAAAAGAUAUGAGGCCAUAUUAAACCCUCUUAAAUAUAGGCCUAUUAUUUUUCUUUUUACAAAACUUCUUUAAGUGUCGUCCUCAAUCCUGUUACCAAAAUACAUGGGAUUUGUAAAGACGAAUUUUAAAAGGAAGAUGAACCAUCACCUCUACUUUCCUCCUGUAAUGUUCUUUAUUUACUAUAAAAUGUCUUUAAAUAACUUGUAAAUUUCUCCAAAAAGAACAUAUUUGAGCGAAUGAUUUAGUAACAGGAAGGAACUGUUGAUAACAGGAACUUAUAACAUGAAUGAGUUAGGAAUGAAUAGGAAUUUCAAGUAACAGGAAUGAGUUUUUAGCAAUUAUUUGUCAAAAACAUGAAAUGUAGCACUGUAGAUGUUAAGAUAUCAAUGCAAGGCCAAAUUGCACAUUGCUGUGAUAUACCAAAAAUAAAGAAAAAACAUAAAAUCAGGGACAUAAUUUAGGUAACAGGAUUUUGGUGACCACUCUUGGCUUCAGUGACGGCUUCGUCAAAAAUACUGACUAGAUCAUCAGAGACCAUACGUUUGAUCUUCCAUGUCUUUCAGAAUGACAGAAGGGAUGUAACUUACUCUUGAAUGUAUGACUGGGGGAAAUCCCAAAAAAUUCAGAACGGCAAUAUGUUAAGGUAACAUGACUGAGUGAAAACUUGGGGACAUGAAUAUGCUUAUUAUUAUUAUGCUUAUAAACAAAAUAUAUUUUUUUCAUGUGUUAGGAAAUAUGUUAAAAAAAAAUAUGUGGGAUAUGGAAUUACACAAAAAGUGUAAACAUGUCACACUGGGACAUAUAGCCUAUGAAAUGAGCUUUUUAAAAGUUGUUUUGCUUUAGUAUUUAUCCACAGCAUGUCAAUUCAUAAGAACAUAUAAUUUAUAGCUGUUUUCUAGCUAUUAUGCAUCAUUUUCAAAGGCAUAGUAUCACUGGUACAUAAGAGGCACCGCUUUCGUAGAACGCGCCCCCCCACCCCCCUCCUCCUUCUUAGCUUUAAGGAGCGCUGUUUUUCUAUCCUGCGCUCACAUUGCCUAAAGGCACCACUCCCUGAACUCACUUUCUGUCCAUUAACCGCAUGCGCUACUUUUUUUUUCAAGGAAGACUUCGCUUGAAAUUCUGUCCUACCCAGCUCGAUCUUGUUAUGCCACAGGAGCGACUUGGGCCAUUAGUGUGUUGAACUGUUGUGUACCGUGGCCGGUCACCAUCCUGGCACCGAGGCAGGUCGGGAUGGGGGUGCCAGCAAUAGCUUUGUUAUUAAUUUAUACGCUCGUUCAUUCGGGAUCCCACGGGCAGGAAAUCCACCCACAAAACUGCACUCUCAACUGCAUUCGAAAGGGAGAGCCAGAGUGCGAGUACUGCCGGAUAACCCAGGAUGAUGUGAAAUCAGUAUUCGGUUUCUCCAGUCCCUUUGGAGCAUGUGUUCCUUGGCCGUGCCAUUCCUUUUUGGGAGAAACUCCAGACAUUUGUCAGCAUUAUGUUCACGCACCGCAGAAUGUGGACGUGCACUUUGUGCCAAAUCCAGAUCCCAAACAUGAGACCGCCAUCAUAUCAUGGAGCCCCAGCGUAUACGGGAUCGGCUUCCUGAGAGGAUUUCAGGUCUCCAUCCAAGCUCUGGGUGGGACACAAGUUCUCUGUCAACUCUUCUUGAUGCAGCAAAACCUGUCCCUGACUCCAGACCACACACAACUGGUGUACUACUCCGACCCGUUCCCUAAACUGAAAGUGGACAGUCAGUACGCAGUGACGGUGAUGGCCUUGCCGGUCCCUGAGGAGUGGGACAGAUUUUACCAGAAGAAACUCUUCCGCACGAGCACAUGCCCAGAAAAAAAUGGAUUAGAGCAGUGCAAAAAAGACUGGUUCCCAAGAUACCUUGCUGUGGAGCAAGAUGGUCACAACAUGAACGUGACCUUCAACCUGGCGCCUCCGAGCCUGCAGAUCAAACGCUAUUUCUCUUCCUGCUUUGGCGGGGGUCAGAGAACAUACAUCAAAUUGGAACCGGACCUCCGAAAGAACAACACACACUACAUGUACCGUUUGCCCCAGCUUUCCAUCGGAAUCAAUUACACUUGUGAGAUAGCGGCUGAUGUGGUAGAUGCCGUCCGAAAAAAGUUUUCUGUCGAGAUACAGCCAACAACUGAGAGUCCUUCUCCAUCCUCACCAGACAUUAGUCCCUUUGUUGCCCUGGUACCCCUGGGCAUCAUCCUGGUAGCCGCUCUGGCUGCCCUCCUUACAGCACUCUGGAAGAGGAAACACGCCCAUCUCCUCAAGAAGUACACCGCUCCAGACGUUUUCCCUGAGUUUGAAGUCAAACCGGAGGAGCAGUUUGUGUGCGAGAGCAGUAAAUCCUCUCCUCCCAGUCUACUGAUCGUCUACUCCACCUGCGAUGGUCCCGCACAUGUUCAAGUUGUUCUUUCUUUUGCCGCUUUCCUGCAAAGGCAUAUGGCGAUUAAGGUGUUUCUGGACAUGUGGGACUCUCUGAGCGUGAUGGAGGAGGGUGCGCUGGGCUGGUACUGCAGGAAGCUCUCGGAGAGCGACUUCAUCCUGGUCAUCUGCUCACCGGGCCUCCACCAGACCCCUCAAGGCCACGACGGAGGAGAGCACGAGGACGACGAUGAUGAGGACUCGCCCCAGGAGAACAUCUCCUCAGCCAUGGUGGCACUCAUCGCCGAGGAGCUCUGCCGGGCCAAAACCACCAUCAACGACAUCUCCAGGUACAUCACGGCCGUCUUCGAGUACUCCAAGCAGACGGACGUGCCGACGGUCCUGGGCCUGGCCACCCACUACUCGCUCAUCACAGACUUGCCCCUGCUCUUCUCGCACCUCCACGGCGUGGCCUUGCAGCAGCCCGGCACCUGUCUGAAGGUGGAGAGCAUCUCGGAGGACUUCAUCAAUCAUCCUGCCGGAGAGGCGCUGAGGAAGGCUAUUGAGGAGGCCAAGGUGGGGUUGAACAGCGAGCAACAACAACCACACCCCAAAGUAAACAUAUGGACAGAGGACCUGCACUUGCCAUCACAGCAGAGGGUUGAAUGUUCUGCAAUUGAUUCGCUGAAAUAAUGGCGUGCAAUGGCCUGGCCACUAGCACUGAACAGCUAUGGUGCUGCUCAGUGCCAAGUAUGAUGUAAAAGUGCCUAAAGUUUGGACAGAGUUCGAAAGACAUGAUUGUGAAGAGUUAGAUGAUUAUUAUUGUUAGCUGUUUUCAGAACAUUCUGCUUCGGCUGUUAUUAUCCCUGGGUUAUCGACUCUCCAACUAUUGAUUGGGGAAUAUAUGAAGAGUGUAUUUGCAAAACGGUAUAUCUCCAUUUUGUAGUGUUGGGAAAUUGACGUUUUUGUAUUGGGCAUUCCAUUGCAUUGCAUUGCAUUGCAAAAUGCAUUUCAUAUAGGUUGAAAAAGUAUGUUCGAAAAAUAUUUUAAUGGCAAGAAUCCACAAAUAGGUGAUGGGACCUCUGAACCGUCAUUUUCAAUAAUAAAAUGCAAAAGUCAGAAAUGAUGGAUACACCGUUUUGCAAAUAAACUCUUCAUAUAGAUACAGGUCAAAUUACAGCAAAU